Ruditapes philippinarum (Manila clam) is the source of this 1620-nucleotide messenger RNA. RefSeq lists its product as uncharacterized. NCBI's taxonomy places the organism in Eukaryota, Metazoa, Mollusca, Bivalvia, Venerida, Veneridae. The coding region runs from base 133 to 1197 and encodes 354 amino acids. The transcript has 9 exons. The record is from RefSeq and is a predicted model, not a curated record.
UAAUUACUUUAACAGUGAACAGUAUAAAUGUAACUAUUUUGCAGCAGACGGCAGAAGAACAGAAGCUCGUGUUUGCAAUUGAUCAACGUCGGAUUUUUCGAUUUUAGAUUUUGACCGACAGCAACUGUAGACAUGUUAGCUCAAACUCUAGUCAUUCUGUCGCUAGCCCUGGUCGGCACGCAUGCGCAGGCGUUUAACCCAACACUUGUUGUCGACAGCUGUACGAAAAGCUUGCUAGAAAUCACACUUACCGACGCCGCCGACAACGGUAUUGUGUAUAUCCAGGGACAAACCUCAGCUUGCCGACAGACGACCACAUCCGGUACCUCAACACAUACAAUCGACUUUGCUGCUUGUAAUAUAAAAUGGGAAGAGACAUUUAAGAUAGUUAUACAGAAAAACAUGAACUAUCAGACAGGGGCAGAUAAACAGAUACCAGUCAUGUGUAUUGCCGACCUGGCUGACCUCACGGUGACGGACAAUCUCAUUGCAGCGAACAAGGACGAUGACGCAGGGCAGAAUAAGACUGUCAAACCGACAGCCACAAUGGCUCUCUACUCUAACGGAAACUCUGUAUCUGGUAGCACCGUUAAACUAACAGACACGAUCACCAUGGUGAUGCAGUUAGACACAGAAUUCAUACAGGAUUUUGAUAUCAAGGCCAGAUCUUGUGUAGCAGACACCAUUAAUAUCAUUACAGAUUACUGUCCAGUAGAUACUUAUCUGUUCCCGGUUAUCUCAAGAACAACUCAGGGAGUUAUCCAGGCAGAGUUUGGAGCCUUCAGAACAACCAGCUUAUCAGGUGAUCCUGUACCUAUGGUGUUUUCUUGCACCUUGCAAGUCUGUCUCGGAUCAUGCAGCCCUACGACAUGCACAGACGGGUCUUCAAGUUACGGACGAAAGAAGAGAAGCUUAACAAAGCGUCAGGCUGAACCAGACAAUGUUGUCGAGGAUAUUAGUGUUGGUACCUCUCUCAAGAUUGCCACAGAUGAGGUUGUUAUUGAAGGUCCCACAGACGUAAACGAUGUUUGUCUCAACCAAGGCCUCUUCAUUGUUCUGAUCAUCUUCCUGGUCGGCGGGAUGCUUGCAUCAACAGCUGCUGCAGUCAUCAUGUUUAGAAAACUACAAGAAAAGGCGGGAAUUUUGAGCAAACUUGGCGGAACUUCAAUGGGAGGCAUGUCUAUCCCUGUGGCGUAAAUCUCGGAAAAACAGGCUUACCAACCAGGCUUACCAACCAGGCUUUGUAACCAGACUUACCAACCAGGCAUACCAAACGGAUUAACGAUCGCUGCUUAUAAUUGGCUUAUUAUUAGAAACUAAUUAAUUACGACAAUAUGAUCUAAAAUAUACUUAUACAUUUGAAAUUAUGAAUUUUGUUUUGAAUUUUUGUUAUAAAAUGUUUUAUUUUGUUGUUUUUCUCUUCUUCUUUUUUGUUUUGCUAAAACAUAGAACAUACAUAUUUUAUUUUAGAUUGGCUUGAAAAUGUUUCUGGAUGUUUCAAGUGCUACUGUGUAGGACCAUUUUAUUAUGAUUUCAUCUUUUUUAUAGGUUACUGUUUCAAAUAAUUAAAAAUUUACAACUAUGAUUUUAACCACUUUUCCUUGUAUGAAUGAAAAUCCU